AUGCUCAAGCAACAAGCCUCUAUUGAAGAAGCAAUGCUUUUGUGCUUGACGCAGACGCGCUCGUGUUCUCUGCCUAUCCUUCCGCGAGAUGAUAAUUCGCCGCCGUCGUUUUGCGCACAGAGGGAGCAAGUGAUUAGUGAGACUACACAGAGGUCUAUAUCGCUUGGAUCUCCUGGUAGUUCGAUGGAUUAUCCACCUAAUACUCCUGAUCGUCCUCUGCCGCUGUCUCCCCGCUCACCAAGCUCUACCCUAGGUUCGCCACCCCUCGCCUUAGAAUUCCCUGUCCUACACUCCGCUCCAGGGGCUUCAGAUGAUUUCUCCAUGCUGGAGUCGUACCGGGGAUCGUCAGAUAGUUCUUUGGACGGGACCUCGGACUGGGACCUCCGGGUAGCAGACAUUUACGAGCAAGUAGUCUCUCUGGAGGAGGUCAGUCAGAUCGAUCAGGUUAUUGCAGACCUCCGGGAUUUGAAGGUCUUAUACUCCUCCAGGAAUAUCGAGAAGUGA
Alternaria arborescens is the source of this 504-nucleotide messenger RNA. RefSeq lists its product as hypothetical. Lineage: Eukaryota; Fungi; Ascomycota; Dothideomycetes; Pleosporales; Pleosporaceae. The transcript is spliced from 2 exons. The coding region runs from base 1 to 504 and encodes 167 amino acids. The record is from RefSeq and is a predicted model, not a curated record.